Messenger RNA from Gymnodraco acuticeps, 1939 nucleotides. RefSeq names its product prenyl (decaprenyl) diphosphate synthase, subunit 1 (gene pdss1). The record is from RefSeq and is a predicted model, not a curated record. Gene Ontology annotation, biological process: ubiquinone biosynthetic process; isoprenoid biosynthetic process. Gene Ontology annotation, molecular function: prenyltransferase activity. Gene Ontology annotation, cellular component: transferase complex; mitochondrion. The coding region runs from base 39 to 1301 and encodes 420 amino acids. The transcript has 11 exons. NCBI's taxonomy places the organism in Eukaryota, Metazoa, Chordata, Actinopteri, Perciformes, Bathydraconidae.
UAACCUGUCAGUCCGUCCGUCCCACUAACUGUGGGAACAUGGCGUGCCCAUUGCUUAGGCAAUGCUCAAAGUGGAAUUCAAACUGUUCGAGUUUAUUCGAAACGUUGUGGUAUAGUAAUGGCAGGUCGGUGUCAUUCUCCACAUCUUCUCUGGGGCGGACAUCCUGGAGCUCUGGGCCGGGGAACGAGGGGCAGCCAUCAGCACUGCGAAGACGGACAGGUCCAAACACUUUUAACUUUACCAGAUCUCUCACCAGACACAAACUGCGGUUGCUGGAUCCCUCACUAAAGUCUUGCUUUUGCAUAAACAGUGCACACACAGAUGUGAAGGUUCAGGACCCCUUCACAAUAGCACAGAAAGAUCUCACUAAUUUAUAUGAUGACAUCAGAAAGGAGUUGUGUGUAACUAAAGAGCUGAAGGCUUUAUGUCAUUACUACUUUGACGGAAAAGGCAAGGCCAUCCGACCAAUGAUAGUUGUCCUGAUGGCGCGGGCACUCAACAGCCACAGCAACAGAUCCGGAGAAUUGCUCCCAGGGCAGAGGGCCGUAGCUAUGAUCACAGAAAUGAUCCACACUGCCAGCCUGGUGCAUGAUGACGUUAUAGACGGGUCUAAUAAACGAAGGGGGAAGGGAACUAUCAAUGAACUGUGGGGUGAAAAAAAGGCAAUCUUGGCUGGAGAUUUCAUCCUAUCAGUUGCCUCCAUAACCAUGGCGCGAAUUGGUAACAACACGGUUGUAAAAGUGUUUUCCCAGGUGAUAGAGGAUCUGGUGCGAGGUGAAUUCAUGCAGCUGGGCUCCAAAGAGAACGAGAACGAGAGAUUCAAACACUACCUGGAGAAAACCUUCAAGAAGACAGCGAGUCUGAUUGCAAACAGUUGUAAAGCAGUAUGCGUUCUAGUAAGUUCUGAUCCUAAGGUCCAUGAAAUAGCCUACCAGUAUGGCAAGAAUGUUGGCAUCGCAUUUCAGCUGGUGGAUGAUGUUUUGGACUUCACAUCAGGGGCCAACCACCUGGGGAAGCCCUCGGCUGCAGAUCUCAAACUGGGCCUGGCCACUGGACCGGUGCUGUUUGCCUGUCAACAGUUUCCCGAGCUCCACUCAAUGAUCAUGAGACGUUUCAGCUCUAAAGGAGACGUAGAUCAAGCCUGGCAAUACGUCUUUCAGAGCGACGGCGUGGAACAGACCAAAAACCUGGCGCAGCACUACUGUCAGGAGGCCAUCAGACAGAUCAGUAUGCUCAGGCCGUCGGCGGAGAGAGACGCCCUCAUCAGACUCACUGAGAUGGUGCUCACCAGAGACAAGUGAACCUCCACCACUGGGAUUCACUCGAGGCAGCAACCUGAAGAAAAGCAAAUCAUCCUGCCCGCCAUGUUUGAGCUGGCCAGGUCGGACAAAGAGAGUUUGUUAGGAAGGAGCCCUGGUGCUGGAUUGAGUCAAACUCUGAAUGUGGCAGCAUACUGAUGUGUCCGAACACUUAAAUCACAAUCAAGUGACAGCAUAGAGACUGGUGUCUGUACACUUCCAAAAAAUAUACAUGGGUGGCAGGGGGGAGAUCUUAAAAUAGCACCAUAUAUAAAUACAUUGAUUCAGAUGUCUGGAAUGGAGUCAACAGCUAGGACUUGGAAAGGAAAUAUGAAAUACAGGAAAUUGAUGCUGCACUCCAACUAUACAUUUCAUUCAGUACUGUCAUUGCAACAUCCUACCAUGCUUGAAACUAACUUUGACUGAGUGGUAUGUGAGCAUUGCAACAUCUGUGUUAUUCCAAAGGAAGUGCAACAUUGUCCCUUGUGUCCGUUUGGAUCUGUUUGACAAGAUCCGUCCAAACCUCAGCGGCCAAACAUGUGUUUUGACUUGUGAAAUGCUGUAAGGUUACUUAUUCAAUGCAAAGUGCCCUGUAACAACCAUGGCCUUUUCAUCCACAACGACUAUGUGCUCAAUAAAUG